CUCCUCUCCCCUCACUACCCUGCCCCUCCCUCCACUAUCCUCCGUCGGUCCCUCCCCCACGACCGUCUCCUGACGCAUCUCCGCUACUGCUCGGUGUCCGUGCCUGUCGACGGCCGUGGAUGCGCACGCCACGAUUUACCUUUUGAGGCUUGCCCGGAUCGGCCUUGUACGGCACCCAGAGGCGCGUAACUGCCUGCCUGCCUGAGCCUUCCGUCCAGGAUGGGUUCCAACCUGCCAGCGUAUACUGACGCAUUUCCUACAGUUAUCGCGGCGGAUGGGUUAUACAAGCGUGAUGUUUUCCGAUUCCCGGAUCCCUUCGCGGUGGCCACCGUCGGGGGUGAGCAAACCCACACGACCUCGGUCAUCAAGAAGACGCUGAACCCCUACUGGAACGAGAUGUUUGAUCUCCGAGUCAACGAAGACAGUAUCCUCGCCAUCCAGAUAUUUGACCAGAAGAAGUUUAAGAAGAAGGACCAAGGUUUUCUCGGUGUCAUCAACGUGAGGAUUGGAGAUGUGAUAGACAUACAGAUGGGUGGUGACGAAAUGCUCACACGAGAUUUGAAGAAAUCCAACGAUAACCUGGUGGUACACGGCAAGCUCAUCAUCAACCUGUCCACCAACCUCAGCGCCCCGAUCCCCAACCAGGCCAAUGGCCUGCACCGCUCACAUGCCCAGUCCUCGACCUCCAGUGGCCUCGUCCCACAGGUAUCGUCCGGUCCGCACCCUUCCGCCAGCCCCAGCCAGGCUGAGCCGUCGGCCGCUGCGUCGAGUGCUUCUCUGAACCCGCAACGAGUGCCUUCCACCACCCGGCCUACCAGCACCGUGGGCCCGCCGCCCCCGCCCGCCGGCCCGGCCGCGCCCCCUCCCAACGGCAACCAAAGCUCUCGCACCAAUCUCAGCUCGUUCGAGGACAGCCAGGGUCGCCUGCCAGCCGGCUGGGAGCGACGCGAGGAUAACCUGGGACGGACGUACUAUGUCGACCACAACACGCGGACCACGACCUGGACCAGACCGUCGUCGAACUACAACGAGCAUACGCAGCGCUCGCAGCGCGAGGCGAACAUGCAGCUGGAGCGCCGCGCCCACCAGAGCCGGAUGCUGCCGGAGGACCGCACGGGGGCCAGCUCGCCGAAUCUGCCGGAGAGCCAACCGCCGCAGGCCACGACCCCGCCCGCCGGUGGCAGCGCCGGUGCAGCGUCGAUGAUGGCCACGGGAGCCACCACUGCAGGCACUGGUGAGCUUCCGCCCGGCUGGGAGCAGCGCACGACGCCCGAGGGACGGCCCUACUUCGUCGACCACAACACGCGGACGACGACAUGGGUGGAUCCCCGACGGCAGCAGUACAUCCGCAUGUACGGGCAGAAUGCGAACGGCGGCAACACCACCAUCCAGCAGCAGCCCGUGUCGCAGCUGGGGCCUCUGCCCAGCGGGUGGGAGAUGCGGCUGACGAACACGGCUCGGGUGUACUUCGUGGACCACAACACCAAGACGACCACGUGGGACGACCCCCGUCUGCCGUCGUCGCUGGAUCAGGGCGUGCCGCAGUACAAGCGGGACUUCCGCCGCAAGCUGAUCUACUUCCGGUCCCAGCCCGCGCUGCGGAUCAUGUCCGGCCAGUGCCACGUCAAGGUGCGGCGCAACAACAUCUUUGAGGACUCGUAUGCCGAGAUCAUGCGGCAGAGCGCCUCGGACCUGAAGAAGCGCCUGAUGAUCAAGUUCGACGGCGAAGAUGGUCUGGACUACGGUGGUCUUUCCCGUGAAUUCUUCUUCCUCCUCUCGCACGAAAUGUUUAACCCCUUCUACUGUCUUUUCGAGUACUCCGCACAUGAUAAUUAUACCCUGCAAAUUAAUCCCCACUCCGGUGUGAACCCGGAGCACCUGAACUACUUCAAGUUCAUUGGCCGUGUGGUCGGCCUGGCCAUCUUCCACCGCCGGUUCCUCGAUUCGUUCUUCAUUGGCGCGUUUUACAAGAUGAUGCUGCGGAAGAAGGUCUCGCUGCAGGACAUGGAGGGUGUCGACGAGGACCUGCACCGCAACCUGGCGUGGACUCUGGACAACGAUAUCGAGGGCAUCAUCGAGCUGACCUUCUCGGUUGACGACGAGAAGUUCGGUGAGCGCACCACGAUCGAUCUGAAGCCGGGUGGUCGGGACAUCCCCGUCACCAACGAGAACAAGGGCGAAUACGUCGAGCUGGUCACGGAGUGGAAGAUCGUGAAGCGCGUGGAGGAGCAGUUCAACGCGUUCAUGUCGGGCUUCAACGAGCUGAUCCCGGCGGACCUGGUGAACGUGUUUGACGAGCGCGAGCUGGAGCUGCUGAUCGGCGGUAUCGCGGACAUUGACGUGGACGACUGGAAGAAGCACACGGAUUACCGCGGGUACCAGGAGCAGGACGAGGUGAUCCAGAACUUCUGGAAGAUCGUGCGCACCUGGGAUGCGGAGCAGAAGUCGCGACUGCUGCAGUUCACGACGGGAACGUCUCGUAUCCCGGUCAACGGAUUCAAGGACCUGCAGGGCUCGGACGGACCGAGACGGUUCACGAUUGAGAAGUCGGGCGACCCGGGCGCGCUGCCCAAGUCGCAUACCUGCUUCAACCGCCUGGAUCUUCCCCCGUACAAGUCGCAUGAUGUUUUGGAGCACAAGAUGUCGAUCGCGGUGGAGGAGACGUUAGGAUUCGGACAGGAGUAGAGCUGCAGCGUGGUCGGAGCGAGAUAUUGCAUCUGACCUGGGCUAGGGGAUUGGAACAGAGCGAGGGCAGCACCGGAAUCGUUUGACCGUUAGUUUCGAGGGGCGAAUUGUAUAUACCGACUGUAUUAUUGCUGGCGAUGCUGCCAUUGGCGGGGCAGAGAAUCAUCACCACGGUGUACGGAGUAGAUUGUUAAUGAGGAUGGAUCGUAGUGCUUCUUGAGGCCAUCGCCAACCCCG
This is a messenger RNA of Aspergillus heteromorphus CBS 117.55, 2922 nucleotides long. RefSeq names its product NEDD4 family E3 ubiquitin-protein ligase. The transcript has 9 exons. Gene Ontology annotation, molecular function: ubiquitin protein ligase activity; protein binding. NCBI's taxonomy places the organism in Eukaryota, Fungi, Ascomycota, Eurotiomycetes, Eurotiales, Aspergillaceae. The record is from RefSeq and is a predicted model, not a curated record. Gene Ontology annotation, biological process: ubiquitin-dependent protein catabolic process. The coding region runs from base 220 to 2685 and encodes 821 amino acids.